This is a messenger RNA of Raphanus sativus (radish), 751 nucleotides long. Its product is annotated as CLAVATA3/ESR (CLE)-related protein 22-like. The coding region runs from base 365 to 673 and encodes 102 amino acids. The record is from RefSeq and is a predicted model, not a curated record. NCBI's taxonomy places the organism in Eukaryota, Viridiplantae, Streptophyta, Magnoliopsida, Brassicales, Brassicaceae. The transcript has a single exon. Gene Ontology annotation, biological process: system development.
AAUUAUUUCAGCUAAUACCUUUAAACAUCAUUCAACCAAAGCUUAGUUAAGAAAAUAUAAUGAUACUUACAAAACCUCUAAUUUCCUUCUCUUUUAUUAUCUUUUUUUUGUUCAACAAAUAAACUCUUUUAUUAUCUUUAUAAAGUGAUAGAUGAAGGAAAAAAGAAAGAGAGAGAGCAACAAACUUUUGGAGCAAGUCAUAGGUUAAAAGCCCCCUAGCUUUUUCUUCCAUCACUUCCAUUCCUCUCUUCUCAUUCUAAGUGAGACUUUCACAGAGAAUUUAAGAGAUCUUGUUCGGAUCUUUCAGUUUUCAUUCCCUCUUUUUCCUCUAAAAAUCGUUUAUACCUUUGAACAUUUUGAAAAGAUGGGAAGUUACUACUCCAGAAGAAAAUCUCGGAAACACCUCACUACUGUUGCCUUCAUUAUCCUUCUUCUUUUGUUUCUGUUUCUUUACGCUAAAGCUUCAUCAUCUUCCUCUCCUGAUGGCAUUCAUCAUCAUCACUCAAUUCAUGGAAGCUUUAAAAAACCUGGAGCUUUCGAUCCAAAGCUUCAUGAUCGUAGUUUCAAUGACGCGUCAAGAGAAUCAAGAUAUACAUAUGAAGGUGGUGAGCAUGUUUUUGAAAAUAACAAGAGAAGGGUCUUCACAGGUCCAAAUCCUUUGCACAAUAAAUAAUUUUUUUUCUUUUAUAAGUUUUGUGAAAUUUUGUCUGAAUAAAACAUAUUUGUGCAAAUAAAAAAACUUAUUUAUUUA